Molecule: messenger RNA, 397 nt
Organism: Zophobas morio
Lineage: Eukaryota; Metazoa; Arthropoda; Insecta; Coleoptera; Tenebrionidae
Product: V-type proton ATPase subunit G 1-like
Exons: 4
Coding region: 18-380 (120 amino acids)
Biological process (GO): proton transmembrane transport
Cellular component (GO): vacuolar proton-transporting V-type ATPase complex
Molecular function (GO): proton-transporting ATPase activity, rotational mechanism
Source: RefSeq, a predicted model, not a curated record
UUUUUUAAUUCCCUGACAUGUCUAUAGAGCAAUCGCAAGGAAUACAGGCUCUUCUUGCAGCUGAGAGAUCUGCCACAGAAACAAUUAAAUUCGCCCGUUUGGCCAGACAACGACGACUCAAGCAAGCAAGAGAAGAAGCCGAAACAGAAUUGGAUAAGUUUAAAAUUUCCCGAGAAAAUAUUUUAAAAACCUCAAUUAAGUCGCUUGAGAAAUUUUCGGAAGAAAUACAUGUAAAAAUAACUAAAAAGACGGAAGAAAAACUAAUUUUUAUCGAAGAAAGGGUUAAAAAGAACAGAGAAGAGGCUUCAGAUUUAUUAACUCAGCUGACUCUUACUGUUAAACCCAAAGUUCAUCAAAAAUUUUUCCGGAGCGCGCGAUAAUAUUUUUAUAAAAAUAU